CUUCCGGAAGAAGAACGGCGCGCGGCGAGGGUCAUUCCCAGCCGCAACCCGAGUGGGCUCAACAGAGAAGCGCAAAGGGGUAAGCUACCUGUCCUCGAGGUUCCAGGGUUCGCCUCCGGAGGACAUACUCGGAGUUCUCGCAGAUUCGCUCGCUUCUGCAUCCUCGUUGCCUCCCGAAGCCAACUCUUAAGUCCUGGACGCCAGGCCUGAGACAGUGCCGCCAUGGACUUCUCCAAGUUCCUGGCCGACGACUUUGACGUGAAGGAGUGGAUCAAUGCGGCCUUUAGGGCCGGCUCCAAGGAGGCGGCGACCGGGAAGGCGGACGGCCACGCAGCCACCCUGGUGAUGAAGCUGCAGCUGUUCAUCCAAGAGGUGAACCACGCCGUGGAGGAAACAAGUCACCAAGCACUCCAGAACAUGCCCAAAGUGCUCCGUGAUGUUGAAGCUCUAAAACAGGAGGCAUCUUUCCUGAAAGAACAGAUGAUUCUUGUCAAGGAGGACAUUAAAAAAUUUGAACAGGAUACAUCUCAAUCCAUGCAGGUGUUGGUCGAAAUUGACCAGGUGAAGUCCAGAAUGCAACUUGCUGCCGAAUCUCUUCAGGAAGCAGAUAAGUGGAGCACGUUGAGUGCUGAUAUUGAGGAGACAUUUAAGACUCAGGACAUAGCUGUGAUUUCUGCCAAGCUAACAGGUAUGCAGAAUAGCUUGAUGAUGCUUGUUGAUACACCAGACUACUCUGAAAAAUGUGUGCACUUGGAGGCACUGAAGAACAGACUGGAGGCCCUAGCCAGUCCGCAGAUUGUCGCGGCAUUCACUUCUCAGGCUGUAGAUCAGUCCAAAGUGUUUGUGAAGGUGUUUACUGAAAUUGACCGGAUGCCCCAGCUCCUGGCCUACUACUACAAGUGUCACAAGGUGCAGCUUUUAGCAACCUGGCAAGAGCUGUGUCAAAGUGACCUACCCCUGGACCGGCAGCUUACUGGACUCUAUGACGCCUUGCUUGGCGCUUGGCACACACAAAUCCAGUGGGCUACACAGGUUUUCCGGAAGCCCCAUGAGGUGGUGACGGUGCUGCUGAUUCAGACCCUGGGGGCCCUCACGCCCUCACUGCCCUCCUGCCUCAGCAGCGGUGUGGAGAGGGCAGGGCCGGAGCAGGAGCUCACCAGACUGCUGGAGUUCUACGACACCACUGCCCACUUUGCCAAGGGCUUGGAGAUGGCGCUGCUCCCCCACCUAUAUGAACACAAUCUGGUAAAAGUCACGGAGCUGGUGGAUGUUGUAUAUGAUCCGUACAAACCCUACCAGCUGAAGUAUGGUGACAUGGAAGAGAGCAACCUCCUCAUCCAGAUCAGCGCCAUGCCUUUGGAGCAUGGGGAAGUGAUUGACUGUGUGCAGGAGCUGAGCCACUCCGUGAACAAGCUGUUUGGUCUGGCGUCUGCAGCCAUUGACAGAUGCAUCAGAUUCACCAAUGGCCUGGGCACCUGUGGUCUGCUGUCAGCCCUGAAAUCUCUCUUUACCAAGUAUGUGUCUGAUUUCACCAGCACUCUCCAGUCCAUACGAAAGAAGUGCAAACUGGACGACAUUCCUCCCAACUCCCUCUUCCAGGAAGAUUGGACGGCUUUUCAGAACUCCAUUAGGAUAAUAGCCACCUGUGGAGAGCUCUUGCGGCAUUGUGGGGACUUCGAGCAGCAGCUAGCCAACAGGAUUCUGUCCACAGCCGGGAAGUAUCUAUCUGAUUCCUGCAGCCCCCGGAGCCUGGCUGGUUUUCAGGAGAGCAUCCUGACAGACAAGAAGAGCUCUGCCAAGAACCCCUGGCAAGAAUAUAAUUACCUCCAGAAAGAUAACCCUGCUGAAUAUGCCAGUUUAAUGGAGAUACUUUAUACCCUCAAGGAAAAAGGGUCAAGCAACCACAACCUGCUGGCUGCAUCUCGAGCAGCCCUGACUCGGCUUAACCAGCAGGCCCACCAGCUGGCUUUUGAUUCUGUGUUCCUGCGCAUCAAACAACAGCUGUUGCUCAUUUCCAAGAUGGACAGCUGGAACACAGCUGGCAUCGGAGAAACCCUCACGGAUGACCUGCCCGCCUUUAGUCUCACCCCCCUCGAGUAUAUCAGCAACAUCGGGCAGUACAUCAUGUCGCUCCCUCUGAAUCUUGAGCCAUUUGUGACUCAGGAAGACUCUGCCUUAGAGCUGGCAUUGCAUGCUGGAAAGCUGCCAUUUCCUCCCGAGCAGGGGGAUGAAUUGCCUGAGCUGGAUAACAUGGCUGACAACUGGCUGGGCUCGAUCGCCAGAGCCACGAUGCAGACCUACUGUGAUGCAAUCCUCCAGAUUCCCGAGCUGAGCCCACACUCUGCCAAGCAGCUGGCCACCGACAUCGACUAUCUGAUCAACGUGAUGGACGCCCUGGGCCUGCAGCCAUCCCGCACCCUCCAGCACAUUGUGAUGCUCCUGAAGGCUAGGCCCGAGGACUAUAGACAGGUCAGCAAAGGCCUGCCCCGUCGCCUGGCCACCACUGUGGCCACCAUGCGGAAUGUGAAUUACUGACCCCACCACCCACCUGACCACCAAGAGGCUCAGGACUGCUGUUCCAUGACUCGCCAGCACAGAUUUGCUCAGAAACUCUGCCCAGGAUUGGGCAGAAGUUACUUUAAAAGACUAGGUUCAUUUGCAUAAUCAAAAAGGAGUUGUAAAUUAAAGAUUUAUUAUUUAUCAGAGAAGACUUUUUAGAUAAUUUUUUUAAAGGAUCUGAUCUUGAAAAUGUAAUAAAUAACUACUGUGAAAUGCAAGAA
Messenger RNA from Callithrix jacchus (white-tufted-ear marmoset), 2780 nucleotides. RefSeq names its product component of oligomeric golgi complex 7 (gene COG7). Gene Ontology annotation, cellular component: COG complex. Gene Ontology annotation, biological process: retrograde vesicle-mediated transport, Golgi to endoplasmic reticulum; intracellular protein transport; Golgi organization. Lineage: Eukaryota; Metazoa; Chordata; Mammalia; Primates; Cebidae. The record is from RefSeq and is a predicted model, not a curated record.